AGCUGAUAGGAUCCCUACAGGGUCCCCUCAUCCAAGCUCUUGGAACGCGCAGGCCGUGGCCAGCUGUAGGAUUCUUGUGUGUCCCAGCUGAGGAUCACUAUGGAGGAGCUUCAUCAGGAGGCUGGGAAAGAGAGCAAGCCUUCCUCCAUGCCGGUGGAUCUGCAGGGAGAGAGCUCCUUACAGGUGGAGAUUUCUGAUGCAGUGAGUGAGCGGGACAAGGUGAAGUUCACUGUUCAAACCAAGAGUGGCCUCCCUCACUUUGCCCAGCCUGAGUUCUCAGUGGUUCGGCAGCACGAGGAAUUCAUCUGGCUACAUGACACCUAUGUGGAAAACGAGGAGUACGCCGGCCUUAUCAUUCCCCCAGCCCCUCCCAGGCCAGACUUCGAGGCUUCAAGGGAAAAGCUGCAGAAGUUAGGUGAGGGCGACAGCUCCAUCACCCGGGAAGAGUUUGCCAAGAUGAAGCAGGAGCUAGAAGCGGAGUACUUGGCCAUCUUUAAGAAGACGGUUGCAAUGCAUGAGGUCUUCCUGCAGCGCCUGGCAGCCCAUCCCACCCUGCGGCAGGAUCACAACUUCUCUGUCUUCUUGGAAUACAGCCAGGAUCUGAGUGUUCGAGAGAAGAACAGAAAGGAGGUCUUGGGAGGGUUCCUGAGGAGCAUCGUCAGAUCUGCAGACGAGGUCCUCAUCACCGGCAUAUCGGGGCUCAAGGAGGUAGAUGACUUCUUUGAGCACGAGAGGACCUUCCUAGUAGAAUACCACAACCGAAUCAGAGACACCUGCCACAGGGCCGACCGUGUCAUGCACUCCCACAAGUGCCUGGCAGAUGACUAUAUACCUCUGUCUGCUGCACUGAGCAGUCUUGGAACCCGGGAAGUCAGCCAGCUGAAAAGGAGCUUCCUGAAGCUGGCAGAGCUCUUUGAACGACUGAGGAAGCUGGAAGGCCGGGUAGCCUCUGAUGAGGACCUGAAGCUGUCUGACAUGCUGAGAUACUACAUGCGAGACUCACAAGCAGCCAAGGUGAGAGGUGGCCCGAGGUACUCUCAGGGAUGGAGGUCAUGUGGGGAGAGCAGGCAGCAGAAUCCAUGGCAACAGUCAUCUUGUGCCGAUGACCUUAGGACCUGCUGUACAGGCGGCUUCGGGCACUGGCCGACUAUGAGAACGCUAACAAAGCGCUGGACAAAGCUCGUACAAGGAACCGGGAAGUGCGACCAGCAGAGAGCCACCAACAGCUGUGCUGCCAGCGCUUUGAGCUCCUCUCUGACUCUGCCAAGCAGGAGCUCAUGGACUUCAAGUCCCGCCGCGUCUCCUCUUUCCGAAAGAAUCUCAUUGAGUUGGCAGAGCUGGAGCUCAAGCAUGCCAAGGCCAGCACCCUGCUUCUCAGAAACGCCCUUGUUGCCCUUAAGGGAGAGCCUUAGUGAAUUCAGAUGCUCCUCUGAAACCUUCAGUGACAACGUCCUCACUUCCUACCCUCUCCCCAUAGAGAUGCCCUUCUCUACCAAAGCUGCCACUAGCCACAUGCCCACAGCAGAACCCUUUUUCCUUGCCUGAACCCAGGCCCUAAGGUGGUUGUCCUCCCACCCCCACCUGGGCAGGGCAUCAUGGGGGACACACCUGGCCACAGGUAAGCAGUUUCCAGGGACCCUAGCACUCCUACAGCAGGCUGAGUCAAAUUCUCCAUCCCAUCCCACUUCUGGCUUUUGAAUUCCAAAUAAAGAACCUGGUCUUAUA
Molecule: messenger RNA, 1725 nt
Organism: Arvicola amphibius (Eurasian water vole)
Lineage: Eukaryota; Metazoa; Chordata; Mammalia; Rodentia; Cricetidae
Gene: Snx32
Product: sorting nexin 32
Exons: 12
Coding region: 100-1545 (481 amino acids)
Cellular component (GO): endosome
Molecular function (GO): phosphatidylinositol binding
Source: RefSeq, a predicted model, not a curated record